AUGAAACAUGAUUCCUCUGGGCAACAAUUAUUCAAUCAUCUAGUACACAAUGAAUUAGUAGAGUGGCUUAUUUCUCUCUACUCGGAAAACAACAAUAUAACAACAAGAAAUCAAGUCUCCGAUUGGAACAAAUCAUUUGCUAAAUUCAAUUUGUUAUUUCCCUCCUCUCAACAAGCCUUGUCAGAGCAAGAGUGUAUUCUCGAUAUAAUAUUAAAUUAUAAUUUAAUUAAUAAUGAUAGAGUUUCAAUUGAAUCAUCAUCAUUACAAGCGAAUAAUUGUCUAUCAUUUCAUUUGAAUUUAUUAUUCAAUCCAUUGAUGGCUAUGAAAAUUAAUGAUGGAAUGUGUUUACAUGAUUUUAGAGCAACUUUUUCAUAUCCCAAUAUUAGACAGUAUAACUUUCCGAAAAUUAUCAGUUUGUUGGUGGAUGAUGUUGAUUUGUUGAGUGGUUCAACAAGCGAUUCAGUUUUAAAUUUAUUCACCACUCAACAGUCACUUCCUGAAUGUAUUGAAACUGUAUUCAAUAUUUGGAAUGAACAGAGAGAAAAUAGGAAAACGACCUACUCUUCAUAUAGUUGGGCACCAUUGGAGAGGAAGAUUAAUAUUCUAAUGAGUAAUGGAGAUGAAGAUGAGAGAACAUUGUCUAUUCCUGAACCUCCAAUGAUAAUGGAGGAUAAUACUGAUUCAUUGAGGGAGAAAAGUUGGAGAAUACGUAAAUUGGAGAAUGGUGACAUUGAUUGCUUUCUUUCUAGUGACGAGUCAAUAAUGCAAGUUGAUUAUUUCUGUAAACUGCUAGAAAAACAUAUUCCAAAUUUGGAUAGUAAUGCUAUUCAACAGUCAUUAUUAACUGAUUCAGUUUAUAAGAAUUCAAAAUUUGAGGAAUGGAUGGUACAAAUACGCGAUAACAUUCCAUACACUAACAAUGAUUCUGAUUGGUUUUCUCUAAUGACUUGUUUGGUGAGCUAUUGUUUUGGGGAGUGUACUGAUUUGUUUAAGGAUUUACUCAGGCAAUUGGAUUAUUUUAGAGAUAGAAUAUUUCGUUCUAGUGAGGAUGAAAUAUCAAUUAGAGAGAUUACUCCUGAAAUAGUUGACUCGGUUUUUACGCCUGAAGAGAAAGAAAAUCUAGAGUCACUGUUGGUGAAGAUGGAUAAUAUUUUGAAAUCAAAUAGUAUUGGAAAAUGCCCUAUCAACUUGACAAAUUGGAUGACAAUAGCCCUCCUUUAUGAUCUUUACAGAGCUGAGCAAACUAGUUUUAUGAAAGUUGGAUUGUUGGAUCGUGUUUUCGAAUCUCUUCAGACUAAGGUACCAUCUAUUACCGACCAGGUGCCUUUUACAUUUUCUCCAACGUUUAUUAUUAUUCUACUAGCAACCAGAUCCCAUUCCAAUCAUUGUAAUAUUACCGCACCAACAAUAGUAUCAGAAAUAUCAAGGAAUAUUUCACUAUCACCAGAAUAUUAUUCUAUUUUGAAAGAAUGUAAAAGUGGUAGUGGUGAUUUAUUCAUUAGAGGAGCAAAGUUGGAUUACUUACUUUGUCAUAUUAUUGAUAACUGUUCUGGAGAUUCACAUUUGGAGCUCAAUAGGAAAGGAAUUCAAGCUAUCAUUCAAAAUAUGUAUCAUAAGAGUGUUGAGGAAAUUUUACGUGAAAAUGUUGGUAGAGAUGAGAAUUUUGACUUUUUAUGCAGUCUUUCAAUACUUAUCGUGAGGAUAGGUUACACAUGA
Messenger RNA from Naegleria gruberi, 1716 nucleotides. RefSeq lists its product as uncharacterized. Bases 1 to 1716 code for a protein of 571 amino acids. The transcript has a single exon. NCBI's taxonomy places the organism in Eukaryota, Heterolobosea, Eutetramitea, Acrasida, Naegleriidae. The record is from RefSeq and is a predicted model, not a curated record.